Molecule: messenger RNA, 1089 nt
Organism: Jatropha curcas
Lineage: Eukaryota; Viridiplantae; Streptophyta; Magnoliopsida; Malpighiales; Euphorbiaceae
Product: NAP1-related protein 2
Biological process (GO): nucleosome assembly
Cellular component (GO): nucleus
Source: RefSeq, a predicted model, not a curated record
AGACUUUCUAUUUGAAUUCGCCUUUUCAGUUUUUCUUUUUCACAUUUCCGGUUUGAAGGAAACGUUCACUUACAGGAUUUUCUAGGCGAAGCUCAUUUUCUCUAGAAAGAUAGGGUUUUUCUUCUUUUAAAACAGAUGGUGGCUGACAAGGGAAAGAAAUCAAAGGUUACUGAAGUUGACGAUUCCGAUCAAACAGACGGGGACCUCAUUCUUUCUGUCGAGAAGUUGCAGGAGACCCAGGAAGAGCUCGAAAAGAUCAAUGAAGAAGCUUGUGACAAAGUGCUGGAAGUUGAGCAGAAGUAUAAUGAGAUCCGUAGGCCUGUCUAUCUCAAACGGAAUGAGAUCAUCAAAGAAAUUCCUGACUUUUGGUUAACUGCUUUCCUUAGUCAUCCUGCUCUUUGUGAUCUUUUGACGGAGGAAGACCAAAAGAUCUUCAAGUAUCUAGAUUCUCUCGACGUUGAGGAUUUCAAAGAUGUGAAGUCGGGGUUUUGCAUCACAUUUAAUUUCAAAGAAAAUCCUCAUUUUGAAGAUACAAAGCUUACAAAAACCUUUGCAUUUUCUGAUGAGGGGACGAAUAAGAUAACUGGUACAAACAUCAAGUGGAAGGAAGGCAUGGGCACUGCGAAUGGAGUUAACCAUGAGAAGAAAGGAAAUAAACGACCAUUGGCUCAGAGGAGCAGCUUUUUCAGUUGGUUUGAUGAAACUGAAUGGAAUGCAUCAGAGCCUCAAGAUGAUGUUGCAGACAUAAUUAAGGAGGACCUAUGGCCCAAUCCUUUGAAGUACUUCAGCAAUGAGGCUGAUGAAGAGGAUUCUGAUCAAGAUGAAGAUGAAAAGGAAAAUGGUGCCGGUGAUGAUGAAGAAGAAGAAGAUGAAGAUGGUAAUGAGGAAGAAAACUAAAGUUUCUUGCUUUGUUUUAUUCACUUUUUUUGUCUGUCGAUGAGGUUAAAUUUACAAAACUAGAUAUAGGGAGCUGGUUGGGUAGUCAAGGCAUUAUGCAUUUUGCAUAACAUAAAUUUUGCAAAUGUUCGUUGAAGGGGCAAUAUAUUUUUCCAUCAUCUAAAUUUUAAGGUAUUUUGACAAAUUCCUUUA